AUGGAGAGUAUAGUGGAGGCAAGCAGCUGAUCCGUUCAGUAUGAGAUUGUCAUGUGUACUGUGAACGUUGGCCAUUCUAAGUGAAUAUCAUGACCCGGACAAAUUUACUGAAGUUUGUAGCAUUACUUGCUACUCUUAUCUCGACGAUCGGUGCCUCGGAAGAUCGGGAAACGCGAAGUACUAACCCGGGAGAUGUGUUUCACAACCAAUUCGCUGUUCACAUUCCCGAAGGAGCAAAUGCAGCUCAAGAAAUAGCCUCAACUCAUGGGUUUUCGAACUUGGGUCAGAUCGGUUCCCUGGAGAACUACUACCUGUUCGAACACCCUCACGUUCACAAACGAUCGGCGGAGCCAUCCGACCAUCACCAUGAGACUCUCAGCUCGGAUCCUAGGGUGAUGUGGGUGGAGCAGCAGAAGGAGAAGAAACGCGUCAAGAGAGAUGGGUCGAUGGUUCCUGACGAUCCGUCUCCCCACGUCGAAGGGGAACGCCUUUUGGAAGACAGGGACGUCCUCGCUAGACAACGUCGCCAGUUCGACUUCAGCAGGUUCUUCUUUACGCCCACGCCCUCUAGGAGGGGAUCCAGCCGCUUCCCGGAUCCCCUGUAUUCCCGCCAGUGGUAUUUAUCGGAGGGCGCCAACGGGGGCUACGACAUGAACGUGGGACCCGCCUGGGCACGAGGGUACACCGGCAAGGGCGUCGUGGUCACCAUUUUAGACGACGGCAUCCAGCACAACCACCCCGACAUCGCCCAGAAUUACGAUCCUAAAGCGUCGACUGACAUCAACGACAGCGACCCAGACCCGAUGCCACGGGACAACGGCGACAACAGACACGGCACUCGCUGCGCUGGUGAGGUCGCCGCCGUCGCCUUCAACGACUACUGCGGCGUUGGCGUCGCCUACAACAGCAGCGUUGGAGGGGUGAGGAUGCUGGACGGUACUGUUAAUGAUGCUGUGGAGGCGAGAGCCAUCUCUCUGAAUCCAGAUCACAUCGACAUUUACUCAGCCUCCUGGGGGCCUGAAGACGAUGGCAAGACUGUGGACGGACCUGGUCCACUGGCCAAGAGAGCCUUCAUCAAUGGAGUCAUUCGGGGACGACAUGGCAAAGGUUCCAUUUUCGUGUGGGCUUCUGGAAAUGGUGGUAGACAUACAGACAACUGCAACUGUGAUGGAUAUACAAACUCUAUAUUUACUCUAUCCAUCUCAUCAGCAUCCCAAAGGGGGUACAAGCCUUGGUACCUAGAAGAAUGUUCCUCAACUCUUGCCACAACAUACAGCUCAGGCACUCCUGGUGUUGAUGCUAGUGUUGCUACAGUAGAUAUGGAUGGAGACCUCAGGGCUGAGCAUAUAUGUACAAUUGAACAUACAGGAACUAGUGCAUCUGCCCCAUUAGCUGCUGGCAUUUGUGCCUUGGCCUUAGAGGCCAAUCCUGACCUUACUUGGAGGGACAUGCAACACAUUGUUGUCAUGACUUCUCGGUAUGAGCCCCUAAGACAAGAAGAUGGAUGGUUUACUAAUGGUGUAGGACGAAGAGUAAGUCACAAAUUUGGCUAUGGACUAAUGGAUGCUGGGAAGCUUGUUGAACUUGCUGAGAAGUGGACAACUGUACCUCCCCAGCAUGUAUGCCAGAGUUCUAAAGACAGAACUCAAAAGGGAAUUCCUACCAUAAUGGGAGAGAGUGUGGUUGCAGAGAUUGUCACUGAUGGAUGUGCAGGAACUUCAGCUGAAGUGCGUUACUUGGAACAUGUGCAAGCCAGAGUUUCAUUGCGUUUUCUCCCAAGAGGGAAUAUUAACAUUAAAUUAGUGUCCCCUUCAGGAACGGUUUCAACACUUCUUUUUGAUAGACCUCGUGAUGUGUUCUCAGAAAAAUUUGAUGAUUGGCCAUUUUUAUCUGUUCAUUUUUGGGGUGAAAAAGCAGCUGGCACAUGGAAACUCAUAGUUACCAAUGCUGGCACACGACAAGUUCCUCGUCCAGGUGUCCUAAUCCAAUGGCAGCUCAUCCUACAUGGAACAAGGGAACCUCCUGGUCGUCUUCGCUCUGAACAGUCUCAAAGGUCAGAUCCUUUGUCUUCUUUGACUCUGGUCCUCCCCACCCAAUCUGCCUCAGCUCCCCACAUCCCAUCAAGAAGGCCCUCUAGUGAUCCCUUCACAUUUAGCGUCCUUGAUCAAAUAUUUGCCGGAUCCAGCCCCGAAGCCACUUUUGCCACUCCUGAUGGUACGAUUAUCUCUGGGCCAAACCAAAUAGCCUCAGCCGUCAGUAACGGUACAAAGAAGGUAUCCGAGUCAGAAGUAUGUCACAGUCAGUGUCGUGGGGGCUGUUCAGGUCCAGGGCCAAACAACUGCAGAGGAUGCCAUCACUACAGUCUUGAAGGUGAGUGUGUAGGCAGCUGUCCAGAGGGAACUUAUGCUUCAGAGAAUCAAGAAUGUUUGGGGUGCCAUGAGUCAUGUGUUAUGUGCAGUGGACCAGCACAAAACCAGUGCCUUGCCUGUCAUUCAGGAUUACUUUAUGUGCUACACCUUGGACUCUGUGUUGAGACUUGUCCACAGGGGUAUUAUUCAGUUGACGGUACUUGUAUGCAUUGUGGAUUGCAUUGUAAUGAGUGUGAUGGUCCUGAACAGUGCACCAUUUGUGACCACCAUCUGCUUCUUGCAAAUGGAUCCUGUCUCACAAGUUGCCCUCAAGGAUUUUAUGAAACCCAGGAUAAUAAAUGUGGCUCAUGUUACCCACAAUGUGAAACUUGUGUAGGGGGUUCAGAAAAUGACUGUGCAACCUGCAGGCCUAAUUCAUACCAAUACAAAGGUAGAUGUGUCUUCCGCUGCCCUGAUGGCACGUUUGGUGAAGAAGUGACUGGGGAGUGCCUUGUGUGUCCUGCAGGUUGUGCAACCUGUAAUGGAGCAGAUUCUUGUACUACUUGUAUUGAUGGAUGGAGAAUAAAAUCAGGUCGUUGUGUGGCUUCAUCAAAUCACUGUAACAUGAAUGAAUUUGCUGGGGUUGAUGGACUUUGCCAGCCAUGUCAUUCCACUUGUUUAGCUUGUGUUGGACCUAGGGAUUCAGAGUGUCUGCAUUGUGCACAAAGAAGAUUCCUACUAGAGUCAAAAUGUGUUGGGUCAUGCCCUCAUGGAUAUUUUGCUCUAAGAGGUCGAUGUUUACCAUGUCCUCAUGGCUGUCACACUUGUACUUCUUACAAAGAAUGUGGGUCUUGCUCUGCAAAGUUCCACUUAUACAACAGUCAGUGUAUAGCAUCUUGUCCACUCGGGUUUUAUAGUGACAGAGGAAUUUGCGUUGCAUGUGAAUCUUCGUGCUUCUCUUGCUAUGGUCCAAGAAGUGAUCAGUGUGCAUCAUGCCAUAAUAGUUCAUUCCUUUUGAAUUCUACAUGUCGUCCAUCAUGUCCUGAUUCUCAUUAUCCUGAUGGAAGGAAAUGUCUUCCUUGCUACAACAACUGCCGUACUUGCAAAGGUUCUGGCCUUAAUGAUUGUACAUCAUGUCAUGACUACCUUACACUGGAUGGUGGUAUGUGCAUAGAGUGCAGAUCAGGUCGCUAUUAUAAUUUAAGCUCCCAAUCUUGUGAAUCGUGUCACUCGUCAUGUCUAACAUGUUCAUCAGGAGGAGAUGGUGGUUGCACCUCAUGUGAAGCUCCUAAAUCCCUUCAUUUAGAGUCUGGCACAUGCAGAAUGUGUUGUCCUGAAGGGGUCACAGAAGAGGACCAUGGGCCCCCUUGUUGCUCAUGUGAUCCUGCAACUAGUCAGUGUUUUGGGGCAGUAUCAGCUGAUAAGAGACGAAUCGCAUUGAGUUUAAAUUCAGAUUCAUCACAGACCCCUUAUAGACAACCCGACUUUUUAUCCGCCACGUCUCUUAUUGUUAUUAUUUGCUUAGUAAAUGUAUUGAUGUUUGGUGCUGUAUUCACCGUACUUCAGGUAAGAUCGAAUGGUUCCUUGUGCUGGUCAAGAGAUUAUUCUUACAGAUUUCUUAAAACAGCUAACAUGUCUGAAAAGGUGUCAUUAACUUUAGUACCGUUUGUGGAGGAAGAUGAUUCUGAAGAUGAGCGAGAACAUGAACAGUUGUAUAUGAAAGCAUAAAUAGUCUUUUUAUGAAAAUAAACAGUUUUAGAGUGAGAUAUAAAACAUUGAAACAAGAAUGUUAGACUACAAGUGACUUUAGGAUUUGGUGAUGUAUUCAUGUCUGCAAAUCUCAAGAAACAAAAAAUUAACUUUUAUUUUCCCUCAGGUGAUACUUGUGAUUCUUUUGUCAGAUAUGUGUAACCUGCCUCAUUUUGGAAAGCAUAAACAAAAGGGAAGUUUGGAAGUUUUGUUACCUUUGAUGUACAUGUUUUGUGAUGAGAGAAGGAUGCUAUCUUUCAAUCAAUGUUGUGCCAUGACAGCAAAGUUUAUUCAGCUUUAGCAUUUUUCAUUUGAAGAAUAUUUUGUCACUGAAUUGCCGGCUGUUUUUUUUUUUUUUUUUUUUUUUUUUUUUUUAAAUUUCCACCUAUAUUAAUUCUAUCUUUUUCCUCUGCUGAGGUAUUACACCAAAAAGAAUAAUAUGCCAGUUUUGUACUUCAUUGUAAUCAGGAACAGAUGGAUGCGACAUCAUCAUCAUCAUUCCUUCACAGGAUGUCAUAUCCCACUUUUUGUUUAAUUUUCAUAAAUACAUCUCCGUUGUGAUGAGACAUAGAGGCAUUGAUGCUCAGUUGAAAAAAGGGUAUUAAUGAUGUCAAGUUAAUGAUUUUAAGGAAUUUCAUUUGUUAAAAAACAUACUUUUUAUGUAUUUAAAUAUGGUUAAGACAGAUAUUGCCCUCCAUCCUUGAAGAUAUCAGGAAGGGGAGAUUGAUAUCAAAAAGGAAUCUCUUCUCAUAAUGUAGACUACAAUAGUUUUAUCUUAGAAUAUAGAAAAUAUUUUCUUUUUUGUUUAUUGAAAUGGAAAUGUUUAGAAAAUACAGACAUCAAUUAUUUUAGUUCCUAAAUGAUGACUUAGUUUUCAUAUGAAACUCCUGGCUGUAUAAAGAAAGUAAAAAUAUAUAAUAUUUGGCACAUAACUUAUGUGCCUAUGUGUCCCCUUCCCCCCUUUUUGAUACAAGGGAGCAAACAUUUUCAAGGUAACUAUCAUUUCCAUUUUAGCUCAUUAUCUUGACAUUACUCAGUCGAGAUUUAGUGCUCAUUUAGCAUGGCAUUUGAAACAAUUUCCCAGACAUGUGAUUUUAUAUGUUGUCUGGCAGCGUGAUGAACUGUAUAGUAUUGCAUCUUGAAUGUAAGGUUUUUGCCAUGUUUGCUAAUGAAGUUGUUAAUAAGCUGUAUUUUAAAUGAUUCACAGAUCAUGAUAUAGAUGUGGUUUAGUCAUGGCAGAGUGGAGGAUAUAACGUUUUUAAAAUGCUCCUUCUAAAUUGUGGUCUUAAGGUCAUAGUAUUUAGUUAAGGACUUGGAUCAUUGUUCACUAAAAGAAAUGCAGGCUAUGAAAUUUUAAGGGAGCGAAGAUGCUAAAUCACAACUGACAGGAUCUGUGUAUCUCUUAAAAGUACAAUACCUUGUAUGUUUGUUACAAAGUAACUGAUACCUAAUUUAUGAAAAUACCAGAACUUUUCAUGUUUGCAAGACUAAGUAUGGUGCUGGUGCAGUGGGUAAUACUUGUGUGAUACAUCAUUGGGCAUAAAAGUUAACGUAAGAACAAUGUACAGUGGGGACUGCAGACCUUCUCCUCAAACUCUCCUCACCAAGACUGACUUCCUUUCACCUAUAAUCUGAAGCAUAAAAUUUCAGUAUAAAAUUCAUACAAUGUCUUUAUGUGGUGUAGCAUUCAAAUUCUAUCAUUGAAAUAAGUCAACACUUAAGGUAUGCCAUGAAAAUAUGUAACUGACAUGAUACAGUUAAAACUUUCUUGGUGGGUCAAGUUUGACAACUGAAGCAUAAAAUAUUGUAGAUAAAUUUCAUGUCACAAACAAGGACAUAAUGCCUUGUGAUAAGGUGGCCUUAAUGUUCAAAAAAGGUAGAUAGUUGUUUUUUAUUGCCCGUGUUGUUAUUUGGACAUGAGUACCCAUACACGCUAAGUUAUGUCAGAAUUUCAUUGGUAUUUUAUAGUGAUUUCUUGCUGUAGUGAGAACCUUCCCAUAUUUGUGCAAGUCUUUUGUUACAAUGGUAAAAUAUUAAGACAUUUAGAAUAUGAAAAUUUUGGACCUGGGAAACUUAUUGAGACUGUGCUGCACCUACCUUUAUUUUUAUCCCUUUCAUUCAGUAGUGUUACUGGUUAUUAAAUGGGCAUGUGAAUAACAUCUUACAGCAUUUUACCAAGGCAAAAGAGAUUACUUCAUUUGAAGAGUUGUGAUAUCAAAAUACUCUUUAUUUAUUUACAUUAAGGGUUUGUGUAAUAAUUUUUUUGUAAUUACAGUCGUUCAAGCUUCUUUUUAAGCUCAAACUUUGUAAAUAUGUGUGGGCUUGAUAUAAUUAAGAACUAGUCUUAUAAUAAGACUCUAAAAUGAAUAUUAAUCCAUUCAUAUUUAUUGUAACAUCUAAGGAAGACCAUUUACCACUAUAUUUGUAUCUUCCAAAUAAAUGACUCAUUUCUGUAAAGAAUUAAGAAAAAAUAUAAAUGAUUGAAUGUUGACUUCAAAAUUCAGUUAAACCACUUUGUAUGCAGUAGUACUUCUGUAUAAAAAGUUGAAUCUGAUUAGUGACUUCAUAAUGACUGUACAACCAGCUUGUAUACAGUAACUUCUGUAUAAAGCUGAAUCUGAUUGACUGACUUCAGAAUGACUGUACAACCACUUUGUAAACAGUAUUUCUAAUUUCAUGGUUUAUACUCCACCCAAAAAUAAGUUGCAAAUGGUUUGAACAUUUAUUUUGGAGUACUUAAUAUCUUUACUUCCUAAAUGGAGGUUUUAUUUAAGUCACAGAUCUAUUUAUUUUAGAAAAUACUGUAGUGUUUUCAAAUGUUUUGAGAUGUAAUGUUGCAAGACUUUGUACAUGGGAGCAACAUGAAUUACCAUAUCAACUUUUUCCAGGUCCCUCAUAUAUUGUAUCAAUAGAAUUCUUAAGAUUUACUUCAAGAAAUAACAUUAUCUGAAGAUAUGUAUGAAUCAGUUCAGUAUGGAGAUAGACUACUUAGAGUGCUAGUCAGUAUUGUCACAGUAGUGUAUGAGAUGUAUGGAUGAUUGAAUAUUUAUAUGGAAUACGUACUAAAGUGUGAUAUGUUCAUGUGCACAAUAUCUCAGCAGAACAAGUGGACCCAUUUUCUUAUAGGCAUCUGCCUAAUCUCAUACAACUACUUACUAUAUUAACAACUGAUUUGGAAGCAUUAACAGUAAAAGCAGUAUUUUCUCCCUCGGUAAAUGUAGCAUUUGAGAAGCAAAUUGCAGUUAGAACAAUAAGUGCAGUGUAAUAAUAUAGAUCAAAACAUUAAAAAAAAAAAAAAAAAAAAGUUUCAUUUUAAUCUUAUAAACUGUUAUUAAUACUAAACUCAAAUUUUUUUUUAAUCAACAUUUUAGUUAUUUUCCCUCAGUCUUUUUAGCUCUUUAUCCCAAUUGUUACCCAUUGCUAUUCUUCUGGCUCCUCCACAUUGCUGAUUUUUGCCAUGUCAGUCCAGUCAUCAUGCAAGUCUCUUUUCAGUAUCCAUAUCCCAUAGACUCUCCAGAAGGUUAUCUUUCUAUCCUUCCAUCUACUUAAAGAUCUUUCCUUCAUUUAACCCUCCAAUUACUACUGUGAUAUUCUAGAUCCUGUACACAUGCUCCUUACCUGGCCCAUGUCAAUUAAUGUUUUGUUAUGGUACUGAAGUUCAUCAUUGACAUUUUCUCUGGGAACUUAACUCCAUAUCAGAUUUAAGUCCUUCAAUCCUACUCCCUCAUAGCGGGUUAGUGCCAUCAGUGUACCACAUCCAACUCCUUUCAUUCCUUUUACUUUACCUCCAUUCAUAUUAUUUCUUUCAUCUAACUUUCCACCUUCUCUAACACGUCUCAGUGUAACUGCAAAGUUUACCUCCAGUUACACCUUUCAAGCCUUCUUACUGUCAAUUUCCCUUUUAGCACUGAAUGACCUCAUACGUCCCAGCUCUUGGCCUAAAUUCUAUUCUAUUCAGUCCCACUUACCAUCUUUAUAGAUUCAAUCAACUCUCUUUCCUGAUACUUUGUAAAAGUCCAAGUUUCACAUCCAUAUAAGUAGCGCUGCUGGUGUUAAAUGCUGUUACAGGUUCACUAUUAUGGCUGUGGAUAUUCCCAUAAUUUGGAGACAACUUUCAUACCACCUUUGAAGCCAAGAUUAAAUCAACUCGGUGGUGUGGUCAAGUUACUUAAUAAAAAUAGAGCCAAAAUUCUUUCUACUAAAAUGUUUUGUUCAUUAUUAAUAAAAUUUGUAUUAACUUUCUGUUCCACAUAUCUUAUUUUUACUUUUUCCACUACCUUGAAUUUUACUUGGUUUAUAUGCAAUCCUAUGUUAAGACACUGCCUCUUUAAAUGGUUGGUAGAGAGACAUGAUACAGUAUAUAUUUGGUAUAAGCUAGUCUUAUGGUUAUAAGGACCAUCAAACAUACAAUGGUUUAAUGAAACCAUUAAAACAAUCAACUUUUUACAUAACAGAUAUGUCCAUGUUAUCUGAAGAUGUAGUACUAGUUGAUUAAAAUGGUUAUAGCAAUGAAACAUUUUUGGAAGUAGCAAUUUUUUUUCUAUCAAAUGAAAGACUUUAUUAGACUGGUAUUUCCUGUAUGCAGCAUUAUAGUUGUUAGUUAAGUUUUCUCCCUAUCUGAAUGACAAGAAAGUAUGCACAUCCCUUAGUAUAUUCAUCUUUUGUUCAGUCCUUUAUAGCUCUGUAAAUAAUUGGUUACCAAGUGAAUUUCAUAGUAGGUAUGACUUAAGAUUCACAUUACAGUUUUUCAGACAUUUACACAGCUGUUUAUUAAUUAUAAUUAUGUUUGAAUAGAGAAAACAUGAAAAUAUUAGAUGUUACUAAAAAUAAUCAUCCUCAAAAGACAUACUGGAUUUUACCCAAAACAUUCAAUCAUGUUGGGUUGAACUGACAUGGUUUAUGAUUGAAAUUUAUUACAUGCAAGUUGGUAAUGGAAAAAUUUUAACAUUAUAGUAUUACUUCCUCUGUUGCCAGAUUGAGUUCUGUAAUUUUUUAGAAUGGUGACAGGGUAAAGGGGUUUAUCGAAAAUAUGUUGCCAAGCUUUCAUCUCUUUGUAACUGCCAGUACAGCAAAGAUUUUAAAUAUGGAUAGUUCAAUUAUAACCAAGAAAUGAGUGUUCAAUCUAUGAGAAUGUUGAGAACAUUGUGCACUUGAACAUGUUUCUCUGAACUGAUUGUAGUAUCAAAAGAGACUGAAGUAGUAUUUUGUAUAAUUAUAGGUAAAAUCUAAUUGAUCUUUCACAGUGAGAGUAAUUUAGUUACUUUUGUAUCUUAAUGUAAAUAGUGUGGCAAUGUCAUAGGACAUUAAAUAUACAAUAUUUGCAAUGUUAAUAUAGCAUAAACCAUUUUUUUCUUGCUGAGAAAUUGCUAACUUUCCUUAAACUGUAUUACUCCCUCUAUAAAGUAUGAACAAAACCUUUCAUUCAGUAAAAUAUUUUCUAGAAUCAUGACAUAAUAGUAUGGUAAUUAUUUUAAUUUCUGAAAAAAAUCUUUACAGUUUUUUUAAUACUGCAUUGUAUGUACAUAAUUACUGUCUCAUUGGAAUUAUCAUCCAUCAAUAAAAAAUCCCAAAUUUCAAAAAUAUAAAUGAUUUAAAAUAUAAUACAGUAAUGUAAAUUGCCCUCAUAGUAAAGCAUUUUAGUAAUUGUGAAUAUAAUAAAAAGCAUAUACAAAUUUAAAGUUUACUGUAUGUCAUUUGAAAGGAUAAUGUCACUGGCAUGUGUAUACUAAAGGAGUUAGAACAAACAGGAGUCAAUUAUUGAUCCUAACAGAACUUCAUUUCAUGUACAAGCAGUAUAGUGUUGGACAUCCCUCUGUCAAUUAUAACUGAAAAUCAGUGUAAAUUUCAAAUAUAAAUUUUAAAAUUUCCAUUGCAACAAAAAAUAUUUUUAUUUUAUACAUAUUCCAGAAUAUGUCAAACUCAAUGGCCAAAAAAAAAAAAAAAAAAAUGCAGUGCAGUACGGUAUUGUUAUUGUAAUCUACAUCUCAUGCCAUGUUCUCUGAUCCAGUCUGGUUAGACUGCAAAAGCUAUGUAAUAACAUUUCACAUUGUACAUAUCCUAGGAAUAUAUAUAUAUUUAAUAAAAGUGUUAUAAUGAA
Molecule: messenger RNA, 10194 nt
Organism: Macrobrachium nipponense
Lineage: Eukaryota; Metazoa; Arthropoda; Malacostraca; Decapoda; Palaemonidae
Gene: Fur2
Product: furin-like protease 2
Exons: 23
Coding region: 90-4076 (1328 amino acids)
Biological process (GO): protein processing
Cellular component (GO): trans-Golgi network; Golgi membrane
Molecular function (GO): serine-type endopeptidase activity
Source: RefSeq, a predicted model, not a curated record